This is a messenger RNA of Aspergillus mulundensis, 2151 nucleotides long. RefSeq names its product putative C6 transcription factor. Gene Ontology annotation, biological process: DNA-templated transcription; positive regulation of transcription by RNA polymerase II. NCBI's taxonomy places the organism in Eukaryota, Fungi, Ascomycota, Eurotiomycetes, Eurotiales, Aspergillaceae. The record is from RefSeq and is a predicted model, not a curated record. Gene Ontology annotation, molecular function: DNA-binding transcription factor activity, RNA polymerase II-specific; zinc ion binding; sequence-specific DNA binding. Bases 1 to 2151 code for a protein of 716 amino acids. The transcript is spliced from 2 exons.
AUGUCAGCACCAUGCAUUGUUCUUACGGGAGCUGCUUACACGAACAUCAAUAGGUACACACGUGCUCUAGAAGAGCGCAUUGCGUUUCUAGAGUCGCAGCUGGAGGCGGGGACGAGCAGUAGCAGGACUACCAGUGCACAACCGGUAGCUGCGUUUCUGUCUCCGAACAGUCAAGAUGCUACAGGAGUAGGACAGGCAGGCUCUGCCGUGGGGCCUGGAAGUGGAAUUGGAAAUGGCAUUGACCAUAAUGCUGUCGGGGAAUUAGUCGGGUUUCUCGCCAUCAACUCGUCCGAGGCACCUGCGUACAUUGGCUCGAGUUCGGGGCUCUCCCUAGCAGCUAACCUGGGCGAGAUGGUCCAGGCUACCGUGUGGAACCAGGUGUUGUCUUCGUCGCGCAACCAGCCUUCUUUGUCUGCUGAUGGUAGAGGGAAUGCAGAUGCCGGCGUCAGUGGUCUUCCUCCGCAGCCCACGCCAUCAGAUAGGGCGCCUGGCUUGGACCGCCCGCGUACACUGCGCAUGGAGGAGUUGCUUGCGAAGAGCACAGAACCGCCGAAUGAGGAGAUGGGCGGACGGAUUCUUCAUGCAUACUUGACCAGACUCCAUGUUCGCUAUCCGUUUCUCGACCGCAAAGAACUAUGGCGCCUGCACGAGGACCGGUGGCGGCUGGCCAAAGCGAAACGAGAAGAGCUUACCAAGUCUGAAAGAUUUGGCAUUUUCAAGCUGUAUCUGACAUAUGCGAUUGGAGCGACUACGAUGCAGCUGAGCGAGAAGUACGACUAUGUCCCACCAGAGCGCUUCUACAUUACAGCCCUUCAGCAAGUGCCGGCUAUGUGUGAGACCCGAUCCGUAGAGAAUGUCGAGGCAAUGACCCUGCUGGUUGUAUACCAUCUCCGCUCUGCUUCUAGCCAAGGUGUCUGGUAUAUGAUUGGUAUGGCUAUGCGUACCGCAAUCGAUCUUGGCCUGCACCGCAAGGCCAAUGAAAUCAACCUUGACCCAAUCACGGCACAGAUGCGUCGGCGUCUCUUUUGGACCGUAUACUACCUAGAGCGGGUUGUAUCAGUAUCUCUCGGACGGCCUUUUAGUAUUGCUGACAGGCAUAUCGACCUCCCUCUCCCUCUUGAUGUUGACGACGACGUUCGUGAUCCGGCGCUUCUUCCGCCAGCGUCUCCGACCAUCUCACCCGAGGGUGGUACUAACAACCGUAUCACGUCACUCACUUUUUCCAUUUACCUUAUCACACUCCGCCGCAUCGACUCCCGCAUUCAACACAAGAUAUACCGCGCCGACAGGCCGAUACACUCACUCCGUUCAAAGAUGGACCGCCUCUUCCUUGAAUUGGAGGAGUGGAAGACAUCCGCUCUCCAACGCUUUACAGGCUCUGACCUUGACUAUCCCAUGCUCCACUACAACCGGGCCCUCCGCCUCCUCAUCCAACCCUUUCUUCCGUCACUCCCCCUCACAGACCCCUAUUACCACAUCUGCCUGCGCGCAGCGGGGGAUAUCUGCCAGACACAUAAACGGCUCCACCAAACAUUGGAAUAUGGCCACUCCUUCCUGGCCGUACAGACGGUCUUCAUUUCUGGAAUAACCCUACUCUACGCCCUCUGGACACAUAGCGACCAAGUCUGGUCCGUCCGAAUAAGCAAUGACAUCCGCGCUUGCUCGACUGUCCUGUUCGUCAUGGGCGAGCGCGCCACAUGGGUCAAGAAAUACCGCGACGCCUUUGAGCUUCUCGUGAACGCUGCCAUGGAAAAGCUCCAGGGCAACGAAGCGGCCAAAACAGCGGGGAUGGCCGAGUUAAUGACAGCCCAACAUGCCGGACUCGGCGUUGGGCCCGGUGCUGGGUACAAUCUUGGGAUCGGCACGCCUGCCAGUCACGGCCAGGCCCCUGGUCCUGCAAUGGCCGCGCCGGAGUAUCCUGGUACUACGCAUCCGCAUCACACAGGCGUCGCCCCAGAUUUGAAUCUGGCCCAGGGACUCGUUGACUCCGCGAGUCAGGACCACGGCGUGCGGAUGGCGCUACAGCUUGCACCUUGGAUUGAUCUCGAAGACGGACAUGGGCCGUUCUGGGUUCCUGAUUUUGAGACCCUAGAGAAUUUCUCGGGAAAUCUGUGGAGUGCUGGGGAUCCCACGGCAUUUAAUCCGCUGUAG